Messenger RNA from Styela clava, 1937 nucleotides. RefSeq lists its product as uncharacterized. The record is from RefSeq and is a predicted model, not a curated record. NCBI's taxonomy places the organism in Eukaryota, Metazoa, Chordata, Ascidiacea, Stolidobranchia, Styelidae.
GGGUUUUUUAAAUAAUAGGAACUGAGUUUACUGUACAAAUAUAUUUUAAAACUACAAUGUAGUUUAUGCAAUGUAAAUAUUUACUUAUAUUUUAACCCUGUUAAAAAAUCUGCAUUUGUCUCAAUGUUUAGUACUGAAACAUGUUGCAAUUUCUCUCGAUAUUUUGUUUUAUUGCUACAUUUAUUAACAGCUUUCAUUUUGAAUAAAAUGAGUCGUCUUCAAUAACUGAUUAUUGAUGCAUUGAUUACAAUAGUUUGUUAUUUAGGCGCAUUUUUAAAAACUUGAGCUAUAUAAAAUUUAACAGGGUCAAUUUUCAUUGCGGGGUAGGUUUUAGCGCAUCCGUAAAGGAUGGCCUUAUCGGUAAGGCAUUUUUAACUCUUGCUGAUAGGCCCCGCCCUCUUCAUACAACGUCAAAAAUCUGUCCUAAUGGGCAAGUGUUUCCACUUUCGGAUAAAAGUUUGUAUUAUUCAAUAUCGAUUUGCAUUUACUUCAAAAAUAUUAUGAAGUAUCAAUAUUGUCGAAAAACAAAAAUACAGUUCAAGAAAAGUGGUUACUUUUGUCACAAAAUUAUAACCUCAAAGUUAAUCGACCAAAUAUAUAUAUACUUUUACACAUACUUCAAUUUUGUUCAAAAAUUAACAACAUGAAAUUUCAAUGUUUAGGCAUUAAUUAAAGUACACCUGGUCCAUAUGUUGGGUUUCGGGCGCCAAACUUGUGUUCUCGUUCAACGUAUUAGUGAUAUUGGUGUUGUUACAAAAAAGGGAGGUUGAAAUGCUAUCGUGAGUUCCGAUAUAAAUUCCAAUUCUAUCAAUAUGUUAGACACGGUUGAGUGGUUGAUAAAAUAAAAUUUGUCGAUUGAAUGUUAUAACACGAUGCUAAUCAUGCGCAUAAAAAUGAUUCUAUUAUUUAUUUGUUGUCGAUAUGUGAGAAAGCGAUUUUGCAUUCGUAACGCGCUAACGUAAUGUAAAGAUAACAUUGUACGAAGAACUGGAGUUAACCUACUUGCACUAUUUGACAAAAAUUGUGCUAGACAGACAUUUUCACGAAUUGGUAAUGAUUCAUCGAAAAACAAAUAUGAUCAAUAGUUUAUGAGACAGAAAAUAGUUUAUUGAUUUUGUGGAAAUGACUAAAAAUAAUUACUAAAUAUUACUGCAAUAAGUUAACACAGAAAGCAUAUGUGUUGUAUUACAAUGCAGGAAGUUUUAUUUAUCAUUUAAAUAAAACUAUGAUGGGAAAAUUUUGUAUGCAUACUUUAGGAAGGUACUAUAUUGGAUAUUAUCAGUUUGAUCAAAUCAGUAAUUUGUGUCGAAUUGGCCACAAUUCAAGAGGCAAAUAUUGGUCAAACGUGUAUCAUGUUUUUUUAAAUUAUGCUCUUCUUAUAUAGAGUUAAUACGCUACAAAUACAUAUAAAAAAUAGGGUUAUGUUUUAUGCAGUCAGAACCAUCUCAAUAACAACGUUAUUUCUAGCAUUGGAAAUUACAGCAAGUAGCAAUAAAAACAAAGCAGGUGGAGUUUAUACCAUAAAUUCAACGCAUUGUGAAUAUUGCUACAACACUACUUGUAAAAUAAGACACGAUGCCAUAUGUGGUAACUACAAUCUAUCAGAUAACAAAGCUAUUGGGAUAGGCAUAUCAGUCGGAGUUGUUGGUUUUAUUCUGGUCGUCUGGCUAUGUAAUAAGCUACUUUCAAGGAAGAGAAAAAACACACUUCCAAACACCCAAAAUUUGUAAUUAAUUUUGAUGGCGAAUUCCCUGACGAUGGGAUAGAAUAGGAUUUAAAAGACUGUGUGAUACCGUUACUACAGAGUGUGAUUGGAUAGUGCAAGUGCAAACAAUGGCAGAAUUGACGAAACGACUCGGAUGGCAAAGAUAUGGAUAAUACUAGUAAUAAAUAUACAAACUUGGUAAUCAAGACACAGUGUACACAAUGUAUCUCCU